CAACCCGGAAGUAGCUGCUGGACGCCUCCUGUUGUUGACACCGCGGAGCCUCGAUGCUACAAUGACAACAGCGUGUAGCCGCGUGCUCGUGUUCUGAAUAGAAACCUCAAAGACCCGAGUUGUCUCCUCUUCACACCGCCAUGUGCAUUUGUUCCUGACUGACCGUGUUAUUGUCUGGUUGUCACUUCAGCCUGUGCCGUUCACGUUGCUCUGCAGCUAGCACAGCAGGCUAAUUUCCUGUGGAGGAAGUUAGCUUCUUACAGAGUCAUGGAGAGUCAAUUUAAACCCAGCUCAUAGAAUUAAACGAUAAACCCCGUGGUGUUUGUUUCAAAUCUAGUUAGGACAACGCUCUGGACAAGAUGGCAGUGGAGCUGGAUGUGUUCGUGGGUAACACCACCAUCAUGGAUGAGGAGGUCUAUCAGCUCUGGUUGGAUGGACACACAGUGAAUGAUGCAGUCAAGGUACGGAUGGAGGGAGGAGUGCUGGAGGAGUGUGAGGCGAGCGCAGAUGUUCUGAUGAGCGACACCAUGGACCAGUACAGGACUUUCCAGAUGUGCGAGCGUCUGCUGCACAGUCCAACCAAACUAGCCAAUCAGCUCCUGUUCCAGAUCCCUCCGCAUCGACAGGCCAUCCUCAUAGAGAGAUACUAUGCUUUUGAUGAUGUGUUUGUCCGUGAGGUCCUAGGAAAGAAACUCUCUAAAGGAACCAAAAAAGACUUAGACGACAUCAGUGCCAAGACGGGUGUGACACUGAAGAGCUGCAGACGACAGUUUGACAACUUCAAACGUGUUUUCAAAGUAGUGGAGGAGCUGAAGGGGCGCCUGGUGGAGAACAUACGUCAGCAUUUUCUUCUCUCUGACAAGCUUUCAAGGGAUUAUGCCGCCAUCGUUUUCUUUGCCAACAAUCGCUUUGAGACGGGGAAAAGAAAGCUAAUGUUCCUCACUUUCCAGGAUUUCGCUUUCUGCGGUGGGCAGCUUAUCAACAACUGGACCGUCGGGGCCGUGGAUAACAUGGUGGAAGACAUGGACGUCGAUCUUGAUAAAGAGUUUUUACAGGAGCUGAAGGAACUGAAGAUUUUAAUCGCAGACAAAGAUCUGCUGGAUCAACACAAAAGUCUGGUGUGUACAGCUCUCAGAGGAAAGACUAAAGCUUUUAAUGAGAUGGAGGCUAAUUUCAAGAAUCUUUCCAGAGGCCUUGUCAACAUCGCGGCCAAGUUAACGAACACAAAAGACGUCAGAGAUUUCUUCAUUGAUCUUGUUGAGAAGUUUAUUGAGCCGUGCCGUUCGGACCGAUGGACAGCUGCGGAUAUGAGACUCUACCUCACUCACUACACAAACUCUGCGCACAUACUCGACACAUUCAAACACCAGCUUGUGUGGGACAGAUACAUGGGCGUCAUCAAAAGCUGUAUCUUCAAAAUGUAUCACGACUGAAGUGUAUUCGUUACCGCUCGCUCCGCUCUUCUCACUGCUAUUCGUCUGGUUCGUCUGCUUUUAUCUUAGCCCUUCGGUUUCUGCUUUCUCUGUUCGCUGAUGAAUUGUUUUUCUUGAGCUCUGUUAUCGCUUUUGGCCUCCGAGCUUGCUUUCCUACUUUUCCCCCGAAGUGUCUGUAAAUUUGGUUUCUAAAUAAAAUGGACGUAUUGACGUCACAAUGUCA
Molecule: messenger RNA, 1656 nt
Organism: Hippoglossus stenolepis (Pacific halibut)
Lineage: Eukaryota; Metazoa; Chordata; Actinopteri; Pleuronectiformes; Pleuronectidae
Gene: fibpa
Product: fibroblast growth factor (acidic) intracellular binding protein a
Exons: 11
Coding region: 360-1433 (357 amino acids)
Biological process (GO): platelet aggregation
Cellular component (GO): nucleus
Molecular function (GO): fibroblast growth factor binding
Source: RefSeq, a predicted model, not a curated record